UGGCAGACUGCAGGGCGAGACGGAUAUAUCAGGACUAGGACUUUGAUGGUCUCUCUGGUUUCCUCCAACUUCCAUUUGUACCAAUGAAGGCAGAUCCUGACAGCAACAAGUCCCCUGGACCCCUGGGUGCCAAUAGGAACAGGCAACUAUCCACCACUUGCUCUUCUUCAAGAGGCACCAACCAGCCUGGAAACCACCCUACCAAAGGCGCAGCAAGAUGGGCUGAGUGCAGGAACCACAGUGAAAAGCUGACACUAGCCCAUGAAAACAGCAGCUCACCAACCAGGAGGGAGAGUCAAACGUCAGAUUUCCACAAUGGCAACACACCUCCGGGAUGCACCUAUGAAGAGGUUAACUGCAAGCUCUUGGAGAAGCCCCACCAAAGGGUUGCCAAAGACAGCAGAAGGAAUGGGAAGGCCAUGCUGAAGGACGCUGUAGCUACACAGAGCAUAAAAGAUGCCCCAAAGGGGUCCCCCACCAAGAACAUCUUUCUCUUUUGGGCAAACAAAGCUGAUGGCAGCAGUAAGGCAACCCCAAGGACACCGAUAGUCCAAAAAGCACCCGAGAAGACUCAUGGGCAGAUUAAGAGUCGCUCUCAGUUAUCGGUUUCCAAAGCAGGGCUGGGUGGCAUAAAGGGAGAGAAGCCUCGGUCUGAUGCAGCAGAAACAGCCCAGAAAAAGACAAGGAAAGACCUUUAUCCAGACCCAAAGGUUUUCAGCCACAUAGAUGCCCAUGUUUUACGUGCGAGCGAGCAGAUAAAGUCAAGGCAGGGUUUGUCAUCGGUCCAGACCAUCAUUCGGCUCAUUACGGAGGAGGCCCAGAGCAAACUGGAGAUGGUGAGAGCGAUCUGGAUGUGGUUGUGUCACAACAUUGAGUAUGAUGUGGAUGGCUUCCUGGGGCUGUCUCAGAAGAUCCACAUGCCUGAACAAGUCCUGAAAACCAGAAGAGGUGUCUGCUCCGGUUAUGCCUAUUUAUGCCAGGAAAUGUGCAGGGAAGUAGGUUUGAGCUGCGUUGGAGUGCCAGGUUAUGGGAGAGGCACCGGAUACCGACAAGGCCUGAGCUGCCUGCAGAAGAAAUCCAGCCACAUGUGGAACGCCGUGCAGCUGGAAGGGCAGUGGCACCUGCUGGACACCUGCUGGGGCGCGGGCAUCGUGGAUGUGGAGAAGAGACGGUUCAUUCCCAGACACGAUGACUUCUUCUUUCUCACUGACCCAAAAUACUUCAUUGAAACCCAUUGGCCCGAAGACCCAGCGUGGCAGCUGGUUGAACAACACGUCUCGCUGGAAGACUUUGAACAGAGAGUCUUUAAAACAUCCGAAUUUUUCAAGCUUCAGCUCUCCCUUCUCUCUCCAGACGUCUCUCUUCUCAAAACAGCUCAUGGGGAAGCCACGGUGGCCCUGAAGAGUGCACAUCCAACAGAGUUUAGCUACCACCUCUCCAAGCUCUCUGGUGAAGUUAGCAAAGAUGACAUGGGUACGACUCAUGGGAUGAUGACCGUGUCCAAGCAGAGCAUGACUCUCAAAGUUACCCCCCCAACGGAGGGCUUGUUCGACUUGAUGGUCUUUGCACGGCCAUCAGACUCUCCAGGCCCCUAUCACUGGGUGUGCUCCUAUCAGAUCCAGUGCCUGGAGCCCAUCAGUAGAGAAAACCUGCCUGAAAACCCCUUUCAUUUCUGGGGCCUUCACCAAAAGGUGAAGGACUUUGGUAUCGAGGACUGCAGCUGGAGAGGGGACCUGGUGGUCGCUGCAAGGGGAGCUUUGCUCUUGACUCUACAGACAACGCGGCCCUUGCUGGCCACAUACGAGCUGGUUCAUCAAGAGUUAGACACUUCUCUGAGCAAGAAGUGCCUGGCAUCUCAAGCAGAGGAAGACAAGCUGAGCUGCCACGUGCUGUGCCCUUUUUGGGGCUACUACCGGCUCUCGGUGUUUGUGAAAGAUCUAGGAGACACCGCGUUCAAAAAUGCAGCCAACUUCCUCAUCCGUUGCUCCAGCCCCAUCAAUCGGAACGAGCUCUUCCCAUCCGGCCUCAGCAUGCACUGUGGGAGCGGGACUUACACCCGUGGAAGGGGCCUUUCCAACCCCAGCCACUCUGCCCCCAUCAUCACCACCAUGCAGGGCAAGUGUAAUAUCACCUUCCACGCACGGCCCGACGUCGAAGUGGCAGCCGUGCUGAGCAAGGACAAUGUCACCAACACCAAGUACCCCAUGGAGAGAUACGUCCUCCUCACUCACCUGAGAAACAAGGUCAGCGUGUGCAUCCUGCUUCCUGAGCCAGGCAUCUACAAAGUGGGGCUCUUUGGCAGGAACAAGGACCAUAAGGACUUUGCCCAUGUCUGCGACUACAUCAUCCGCUGUUUCUCCAACCCCCGGUGGCCCCCUUUCCCCAGGGUGUACAGCCUGUGGAGGAGAGGGUGCAUACUGCUACAGCCCAGAACUGGCGUGCUCCAGGAACAAAGCUGGGUCACAUUUAGGGUCAAGAUGCCCAAAGCCCACAAAGCUCUCGUCAUUGGGCAUGCCAAGACCGAGCUGAAGCCAACUCAGAGCAAGAUCUGGGAGGGGGAAGUGCAUACAGGGCCAGCUGGGACUCUGCUCAAACUGGUGGCUAAAUUCAGCCAGCAAUCCACCAGCAUGGAGGUUGUCCUCUCGUUUGAUGUGGGGUCUUCAGGGUAAAUGAUCCGGGGGAGACGAGGAAAGAUCCCAAGAGCCCAGGAAGGAAAGAAGACCUAUCAGACUGGAAGGGAAAAGGACAACCCCAAAUACCGUGUCAAGUGGACUAUACAGGGUGCAGCCUCCUCCUUGCAGGAUAUUACAGCACUCCUCUCACUUGGAGAUGGUGUGUCAAGCUGAUCAGAACCACCACACCGAGGUCUCUUAAUAGCGUAUGCAUAUAAGAGUUUAUUAAUAUAAGAGGAAUCUGUUAUUCGGUUCCUCUAGAGGACGGUUAUUUUACCACUUUUUACCCAUGCGACUAACUGCAGCUUGUUUUAUUUGACAUCUCUUCCAGAUCUUGGAAAUGCAUGCAAUUUCUUCCUCCUGAGAGCGGGGGGAAAAAUAGGACCUGGAGCCAAAAACAAAACGCAUCAGGUGGUAGCAAUAUUUUACCAAUGUAAAUAUGCAGGAAGGAAGUUAAUAGUUUCCAGAGGAGUUUGUGCUUUGGGGCAGAGGAGGGGCAGGGGUUGUAUUUUAUUUUUAACUGCUGCUUUAAAAUUUCUUCUGGGACAUUCAACCAGGUCUUCAUUAGUGAGGCUGACAUGUAAAUGCAUUGCAUGCUACCUAUGGGCAUCGAGGGAUUGAAAUGGGAGAUGGGAACACUCAGGAAAGCGGUUCUUUGGCCAAGACGCUGCAGUAUAAUAACCAAAAGCAUAGUCACAAGUGUAGUUAUGAUCUGGCACAAGCUAAAAGGCAGUGUCGUAACAGAGAUAGGACUCCUGCCCGGGCAACUUGCGUGUAGGUUGCCAAUGCAUCCUUACCAAACGCAUGCAUGGGCACCAAGAGCAACUCCAUCACCAGGCACUGAAAUGCGGUUACCUACGGAGGGGAGCUGGGCACUGUCGUUGCAGCACGUCCUUUAAGCACAACGGUAUCACAUGAUCAUUUAGGGCAGGAAGUGAAGAUGACACUGUGAACCGCGCCUGCACAAGGAAUGGUUGAACUGAUUUAGAGCGGGGCCUUCACCUUGCGCUGAACAGAGACUGACCCUCGCUUAGCCCUGCCUUCGUACGGGGAGAAGGGAGAAGAUUAGGCAGUGAAUAUUUGUGCACCCCUAAGCCCACGCUGCAUGGUUGGUUUCAUCUUCCAUCGUGACUGCGCAGCUCUCUGAAUGAGAUCCAGGGUUAUUUUGGGAUGCUUUACAAGCAGCAGACCGGGGGAUACCCUCCACUGCUUUUCAGCCACAGCCUUUCCAGCGUGAUGUGCUGAAGACACUCAGAUAAAAAUGGCUCUUGCUGGGCACGGAAAGCAAGGGCAUUUGAGGUAAAGCAAGGCACUCAGUGGAAAAGCCCCGGCAUACUGGAAUGACUGGGAGGAAAUGUCACUAAGGACGAGGAGACAUGGACCGUUCCAGGGGCUGAGCCUUGGGUGGCAGCAGGCAGGUGGGUGCGUUAUAGCAGCUGCAGGGGCAGCUGCUGUUCAUGCUCCCCCCUCCAUAAGCUUGCAGAGCUGGUGCCCUGCUCGCCUGCCACACAUUAUACUGCUGGAUAGUUCUGCACCAAGAUGCAUCCUACUUGUAAAAUGCAUGCAUUGCCACCAUGUUGCAACCGUAGGAAAAAGAGGCACGUCUGUGCUCACACCAACUGAUGAUGUACCUGCCCCGAGAUACAUGGCCUGCUCCACUGCAACCAGGAGACUCCAUAGAGAGCGGGGUCAAUGAAGUUGCACUCAAAAUGGGGGGUUUUUUUAGGGGCCCCAGAACUGAUGACUGCCAACGAAUGAAAGAGAGAAAGAGAGAGAGACUCUCGGAUGCUAUAGCUGCAUGGUUAGGGCACUGCAGGGCUCCCAACUCUGACGGAUCUGUUUUCAGUCACGUGGGGCAAAGAAGGUCCUGCCCACUAUGAGCUGGUCUACAUCACAGCAGUAGUAAGUCCCAGCACCUGGUUUGCCCCCCACCUGCCCCCACCAGCAGGCUCCAAAGUCAGCAAUAAGUCCAGUCCGGUCGUCAUGCUCAAGCGGGAUGAGGACCAGGUGCCUAAGAGCGGGCACAAAGAAACACCAGCAAGCUUCUGGGUGUGCAAACUGCACUGGGGUUGAUUGCUUUGAAUUAAUUGCAUGUGUAGAAGCACCCAGCACGGACAAGCCCUGGGUCACUGCACUCUCGAGUCAGCUACUGCAUGGAGAAAAACAUGUCAAAACCUUAAAUGAGGCUGACAAGCAAAAGCAACCUCCCCUAACCCCGGCCAUCUUCGUUCCUGGUCCCUACGGGGACAGCACGGUAGGAAGCACUAUUAAAACCCCAUUGUAUUUGAAUGGGCCUGGCUUUCCCCCACUGCUCCACACCACUGCCCUGUGCACAGCGUUGUUUUUUGCUCUGCCAGCCUGCGGGCAUCAGCUGCGAUGUCAUGUUUCCCAGUUUUGAAGGGUUAUUCGGGGAUCCCACUUGUUUCUUCCGGGUGGCCUGUCCACCACUUAUUCUAAGCCUCUCUGAAGCCUUUCUGCCUAAGGCAGGUAUAAAUCUAAAUAAUAUUAAUAAUAAUAUUCACUUCCAGAGCAUUGAUAAAAAUACCGAACCAUGUCAGGUCUAGUACCAAUUCUGACAGAACCGUUCAAGACACUCGCCCACACUGAGGUUGGGCACUUGAUAUCUGUCAUUUCACCAAGUCCUAAUUGUGUGCUUUAUUAAUAUUGCAUGGUGGUAAUCUCUUCAUGCUGUGCGGCACUACAUCAAAUGCCUCUCUGGAGUCUUACACCCACACAAUUAUGCUUUUCUACCAAAACGAUAAUCUCAUCAAGGAAUGAAAUCAGGUCUGUUUGACGUGGCCUAUUUUUCCAUAAAACCAUGGUUGAGUGGAAAUAAUUAUAUCUCUGUCGUUUCAUACUUCACCAAUUGUAUUGCAAUCAGCUUUAUCCAGUAUUUUGCCCAGGACUGGGAUCUGACUAACUAGCCAAUUGUUACCUGGGAUAUUGUACAUGCUCUUUUGAAAUAUUUGCCUAGCAUUAGCACUCUUCUGGUCUUUAUUUAUAUCAGCAGGUGAGUGAUCUCCUUUGCCAAGAGGCUGAUUAGAGAACAUUGAUCUCUAUUAGAUGAGGUUUAUCAAUUUCUUCCAGCACAGUAAAGUAGCUCAUCAUCUUCAUAUGAUAUAAUCCAGUGGUUGUCAACGGGUUGUACACGUGCCCGUAGGGACUUUAAAAGGUUAUAGGGGGUAUGCAGAACUGAUGGGGCUGAUGAUAAUAUGGCUGGUAAAUGCUGUGUGCGCGCGCGCAGCCACAGUGCAGCAUGCAGGUGGCAAAGGAGCAUGGUCCGGCAGUGUGGAGAGUAGCCAGGUCCAGCUGGUAAGUCUGUUGUGAGGGAAGGGGUAUGGGGGAAGAGGAAGAUCGAGGCCCCAGAGAUGGGGGAGGGAGUGAGGUCGGGGCCGGGGCUGCCCAGCCAGAGCGGGGUGCAGGAAUGAGCUGUGCAUGGAGGGGGGGUGGCUCCCACCACUACACGCACCCCCGGGAGGGCAUGGGGUACAUGUACCCCUGGAUCUGCGUGCAUGGUGAGGGCAGGCUGCCGCUCUAGGCUAGAACCAGGGCAGCUCU
Molecule: messenger RNA, 6230 nt
Organism: Alligator sinensis (Chinese alligator)
Lineage: Eukaryota; Metazoa; Chordata; Crocodylia; Alligatoridae
Product: kyphoscoliosis peptidase-like
Exons: 7
Coding region: 84-2669 (861 amino acids)
Source: RefSeq, a predicted model, not a curated record